AUGGAAUACACCUUCCAGGAUGGAGAUGACAUACAACCAGUCAGCUUCCUAAAUGAGCUUCGUUUACAGAUGGAACUGACCACUACAACAGUGUCUCCAGACACAAUAACCAGUUUCCCCUCAACUUCUCCAAGCCCAAUAUCUGGUUCAGCAGUGGUCUUGAGCAAGCUGCUGUUCAACUCCUCAUCUCCAGUCCCCAGUGAAUCUCUGGUCGUCAGUGCCAUCAACACUCUCCUGAAAUCCAGACAGUCACAGCUCAAUGAAUCAGUGAAGGUGGAGAAUUUCACCUAUCAGAAAAUCUCAGAAACCUCCUAUGCUGUCGUCUUUACAUUUAGCCUGAUUAACAUCAGCAUGCCAGCAGAUUCUGAUGUCAGAGGCAACACCGACCAGAGAUUGCAGGAUAUUAUCAAUAAUGCGCUGAACACUCUUCUGAAUGAACCUGAGAAACAAUUUUUUCUACCCAAGUCCUCCAACUUCACGAGCUCUUCAAACCAGAUUGAUGGCAGGAUGGAAUACACCUUCCAGGAUGGAGAUGACAUACAACCAAUCAGCUUCCUAAAUGAGCUUCGUUCACAGAUGGAACUGACCACUACAACAGUGUCUCCAGACACAAUAACCAGUUUCCCCUCAACUUCUCCAAACCCAAUAUCUGGUUCAGCAGUGGUCACAAGCAAGCUGCUGUUCAACUCCUCAUCUCCAGUCCCCAGUGAAUCUCUGGUCGUCAGUGCCAUCAACACUCUCCUGAAAACCAGACAGUCACAGCUCAAUGAAUCAGUGAAGGUGGCGAAUUUCACCUAUCAGAAAAUCUCAGAAACAUCCUAUGCUGUCGUCUUUACAUUUAGCCUGAUUAACAUCAGCAUGCCAGCAGAUUCUGAUGUCAGAGGCAACACCGACCAGAGAUUGCAGGAUAUUAUCAAUAAUGCGCUGAACACUCUUCUGAAUGAACCUGGGAAACAAUUUUUUCUACCCAAGUCCUCCAACUUCACGAGCUCUUCAAACCAGAUUGAUGGCAGGAUUGAAUACACCUUCCAGGAUGGAGAUGACAUACAACCAGUCAGCUUCCUAAAUGAGCUUCGUUCACAGAUGGAACUGACCACUACAACAGUGUCUCCAGACACAAUAACCAGUUUCCCCUCAACUUCUCCAAGCCCAAUAUCUGGUUCAGCAGUGGUCACGAGCAAGCUGCUGUUCAACUCCUCAUCUCCAGUCCCGAGUGAAUCUCUGGUCGUCAGUGCCAUCAACACUCUCCUGAAAUCCAGACAGUCACAGCUCAAUGAAUCAGUGAAGGUGGAGAAUUUCACCUAUCAGAAAAUUUCAGAAACAUCCUAUGUGGUGAUCCUUAAGUUUAAUAUGAGUCACAUCAGCAUGCCAAAGGACUCUGGCCUUAGAAACAACACCUACCUGCAAGUACAGGAUAUUUUCAGUAAUGCGCUGAACACUCUUCUGAAUGAACCAAGCAGUCAAACUUUAAAACCCAAGUCAUCUGUUUUCACGAGCUCUUCAAACCAGAUUGAUGGCAGAAUGGAAUACACCUUCCAGGAGGGAGAUGCCAUUCGACCAGUCAGCUUCCUAAAUGAGCUUCAUUUACAAUUGGUGAUCACUACAACAGUGUCUCCAGAAUCAGCAACUGGGUCCUCUCUGGCUCCUCCAAACCUAAUAUCUGGUUCAGCAGUGGUCACGAGCAAGCUGCUGUUCAACUCCUCAUCUCCAGUCCCCAGUGAAUCUCUGGUCCUCAGUGCCAUCAACACUCUCCUGAAAUCCAGACAGUCACAGCUCAAUGAAUCAGUGAAGGUGGCGAAUGUAAACUAUCAGAAAAUCUCAGAAACCUCCUAUGCCGUCGUCAUUACAUUUAAACUGAGUAACAUCAGCAUGUCUGAAGUCCCUGAGCUCAGAAACAGCACUUACGUGCAAGUGCAAGAUGUCAUCAAUAAUGCACUGAACACUCUUCUGAAUGAACCUAGCAGUCCAACAUUGAGAGCCAAUUCAUCCAACUUUGUGAGCUCUUCAAACCAGAUUGAUGGCAGAAUGGAAUACACCUUCCAGGAGGGAGAUGCCAUUCGACCAGUCAGCUUCCUAAAUGAGCUUCAUUUACAAUUGGUGAUCACUACAACAGUGUCUCCAGAAUCAGCAACUGGGUCCUCUCUGGCUCCUCCAAACCUAAUAUCUGGUUCAGCAGUGGUCACGAGCAAGCUGCUGUUCAACUCCUCAUCUCCAGUCCCCAGUGAAUCUCUGGUCCUCAGUGCCAUCGACACUCUCCUGAAAUCCAGACAGUCACAGCUCAAUGAAUCAGUGAAGGUGGCGAAUGUCACCUAUCAGAAAAUCUCAGAAACCUCCUAUGCCGUCGUCAUUACAUUUAAACUGAGUAACAUCAGCAUGUCUGAAGUCCCUGAGCUCAGGAACAGCACUUACGUGCAAGUGCAAGAUGUCAUCAAUAAUGCACUGAACACUCUUCUGAAUGAACCUAGCAGUCCAACAUUUAGAGCCAAUUCAUCCAACUUUGUGAGCUCUUCAAACCAGAUUGAUGGCAGUAUGGGAUACACCUUCCAGGAAGGAGAUGCCAUUCGACCAGUCAGCUUCCUAAAUGAGCUUCAUUUACAAUUGGUGAUCACUACAACAGUGUCUCCAGAAUCAACAACUGGGUCCUCUCUGGCUCCUCCAAACCUAAUAUCUGGUUCAGCAGUGGUCACGAGCAAGCUGCUGUUCAACUCCUCAUCUCCAGUCCCCAGUGAAUCUCUGGUCCUCAGUGCCAUCAGCACUCUCCUGAAAUCCAGACAGUCACAGCUCAAUGAAUCAGUGAAGGUGGCGAAUGUCACCUAUCAGAAAAUCUCAGAAACCUCCUAUGCCGUCGUCAUUACAUUUAAACUGAGUAACAUCAGCAUGUCUGAAGUCCCUGAGCUCAGAAACAGCACUUACGUGCAAGUGCAAGAUGUCAUCAAUAAUGCACUGAACACUCUUCUGAAUGAACCUAGCAGUCCAACAUUGAGAGCCAAUUCAUCCAACUUUGUGAGCUCUUCAAACCAGAUUGAUGGCAGAAUGGAAUACACCUUCCAGGAGGGAGAUGCCAUUCGACCAGUCAGCUUCCUAAAUGAGCUUCAUUUACAAUUGGUGAUCACUACAACAGUGUCUCCAGAAUCAGCAACUGGGUCCUCUCUGGCUCCUCCAAACCUAAUAUCUGGUUCAGCAGUGGUCACGAGCAAGCUGCUGUUCAACUCCUCAUCUCCAGUCCCCAGUGAAUCUCUGGUCCUCAGUGCCAUCAGCACUCUCCUGAAAUCCAGACAGUCACAGCUCGAUGAAUCAGUGAAGGUGGCGAAUGUAACCUAUCAGAAAAUCUCAGAAACCUCCUAUGCCGUCGUCAUUACAUUUAAACUGAGUAACAUCAGCAUGUCUGAAGUCCCUGAGCUCAGAAACAGCACUUACGUGCAAGUGCAAGAUGUCAUCAAUAAUGCACUGAACACUCUUCUGAAUGAACCUAGCAGUCCAACAUUGAGAGCCAAUUCAUCCAACUUUGUGAGCUCUUCAAACCAGAUUGAUGGCAGAAUGGAAUACACCUUCCAGGAGGGAGAUGCCAUUCGACCAGUCAGCUUCCUAAAUGAGCUUCAUUUACAAUUGGUGAUCACUACAACAGUGUCUCCAGAAUCAGCAACUGGGUCCUCUCUGGCUCCUCCAAACCUAAUAUCUGGUUCAGCAGUGGUCACGAGCAAGCUGCUGUUCAACUCCUCAUCUCCAGUCCCCAGUGAAUCUCUGGUCCUCAGUGCCAUCGACACUCUCCUGAAAUCCAGACAGUCACAGCUCAAUGAAUCAGUGAAGGUGGCGAAUGUCACCUAUCAGAAAAUCUCAGAAACCUCCUAUGCCGUCGUCAUUACAUUUAAACUGAGUAACAUCAGCAUGUCUGAAGUCCCUGAGCUCAGGAACAGCACUUACGUGCAAGUGCAAGAUGUCAUCAAUAAUGCACUGAACACUCUUCUGAAUGAACCUAGCAGUCCAACAUUUAGAGCCAAUUCAUCCAACUUUGUGAGCUCUUCAAACCAGAUUGAUGGCAGUAUGGGAUACACCUUCCAGGAAGGAGAUGCCAUUCGACCAGUCAGCUUCCUAAAUGAGCUUCAUUUACAAUUGGUGAUCACUACAACAGUGUCUCCAGAAUCAGCAACUGGGUCCUCUCUGGCUCCUCCAAACCUAAUAUCUGGUUCAGCAGUGGUCACGAGCAAGCUGCUGUUCAACUCCUCAUCUCCAGUCGCCAGUGAAUCUCUGGUCCUCAGUGCCAUCGACACUCUCCUGAAAUCCAGACAGUCACAGCUCAAUGAAUCAGUGAAGGUGGCGAAUGUCACCUAUCAGAAAAUCUCAGAAACCUCCUAUGCCGUCGUCAUUACAUUUAAACUGAGUAACAUCAGCAUGUCUGAAGUCCCUGAGCUCAGAAACAGCACUUACGUGCAAGUGCAAGAUGUCAUCAAUAAUGCACUGAACACUCUUCUGAAUGAACCUAGCAGUCCAACAUUGAGAGCCAAUUCAUCCAACUUUGUGAGCUCUUCAAACCAGAUUGAUGGCAGAAUGGAAUACACCUUCCAGGAGGGAGAUGCCAUUCAACCAGUCAGCUUCCUAAAUGAGCUUCAUUUACAAUGUGUGAUCACUACAACAGUGUCUCCAGAAUCAACAACUGGGUCCUCUCUGGCUCCUCCAAACCUAAUAUCUGGUUCAGCAGUGGUCACGAGCAAGCUGCUGUUCAACUCCUCAUCUCCAGUCCCCAGUGAAUCUCUGGUCCUCAGUGCCAUCAGCACUCUCCUGAAAUCCAGACAGUCACAGCUCAAUGAAUCAGUGAAGGUGGCGAAUGUCACCUAUCAGAAAAUCUCAGAAACCUCCUAUGCCGUCGUCAUUACAUUUAAACUGAGUAACAUCAGCAUGUCUGAAGUCCCUGAGCUCAGAAACAGCACUUACGUGCAAGUGCAAGAUGUCAUCAAUAAUGCACUGAACACUCUUCUGAAUGAACCUAGCAGUCCAACAUUGAGAGCCAAUUCAUCCAACUUUGUGAGCUCUUCAAACCAGAUUGAUGGCAGAAUGGAAUACACCUUCCAGGAGGGAGAUGCCAUUCGACCAGUCAGCUUCCUAAAUGAGCUUCAUUUACAAUUGGUGAUCACUACAACAGUGUCUCCAGAAUCAGCAACUGGGUCCUCUCUGGCUCCUCCAAACCUAAUAUCUGGUUCAGCAGUGGUCACGAGCAAGCUGCUGUUCAACUCCUCAUCUCCAGUCGCCAGUGAAUCUCUGGUCCUCAGUGCCAUCAACACUCUCCUGAAAUCCAGACAGUCACAGCUCAAUGAAUCAGUGAAGGUGGCGAAUGUCACCUAUCAGAAAAUCUCAGAAACCUCCUAUGCCGUCGUCAUUACAUUUAAACUGAGUAACAUCAGCAUGUCUGAAGUCCCUGAGCUCAGAAACAGCACUUACGUGCAAGUGCAAGAUGUCAUCAAUAAUGCACUGAACACUCUUCUGAAUGAACCUAGCAGUCCAACAUUUAGAGCCAAUUCAUCCAACUUUGUGAGCUCUUCAAACCAGAUUGAUGGCAGAAUGGAAUACACCUUCCAGGAGGGAGAUGCCAUUCGACCAGUCAGCUUCCUAAAUGAGCUUCAUUUACAAUUGGGUAUGUCAAUUAUGAUGAUCUAUGGCUUUACAAAAUUCUAA
This is a messenger RNA of Rhinichthys klamathensis goyatoka, 5667 nucleotides long. RefSeq names its product mucin-5AC. The coding region runs from base 1 to 5667 and encodes 1888 amino acids. The transcript is spliced from 56 exons. Lineage: Eukaryota; Metazoa; Chordata; Actinopteri; Cypriniformes; Leuciscidae. The record is from RefSeq and is a predicted model, not a curated record.